AUGAAUAUUAGAAUUUUAAUUAAUUAAAUUUCAAAUAAUACAGAAGAAUUAGCAAUGGUUUAAAAAAUUUUAUAAGUCUUUAUUAGUCUAGAGGAGCACCAAAAAAUUAAGUACUUUAUGAUGGAGAUAAAAGGAACUCUAUCAGAACAUACAACGGUAACUUUUAUUAAUUUAAUAUUAUCAGAUAACUCAAACAACAGAUAAGGAUUCCAAAUUGGAUGGGACAUUGAUCAAUCUAGAAAGGGAGACACUAAAAUUGCAGGAAAAGUUGGUCAAGAUCAAAGAAAUUCAUACAUUCCUUCAUAUCAAACUUAAACUUAUGUACCAGUUGUUGAAGUAUUCUAUAACAUAAUUAGUAAAAUCAAGAUGAAGAUUAUUUGAAGUAGUUAUAUAUUU
Messenger RNA from Paramecium primaurelia, 396 nucleotides. NCBI's taxonomy places the organism in Eukaryota, Ciliophora, Oligohymenophorea, Peniculida, Parameciidae. The record is from the annotation of a GenBank genome assembly.